This is a messenger RNA of Venustampulla echinocandica, 501 nucleotides long. RefSeq lists its product as uncharacterized. The transcript is spliced from 2 exons. The record is from RefSeq and is a predicted model, not a curated record. NCBI's taxonomy places the organism in Eukaryota, Fungi, Ascomycota, Leotiomycetes, Helotiales, Pleuroascaceae. Bases 1 to 501 code for a protein of 166 amino acids.
AUGGAUCUCGAGAGAAUUAUAGCAAAUGGACCUGCCAAUAUCCCUGAGAGUCCAUCCGGUGAAGGCCAGGCUGUUGAGAACAUCGAUGAGCUUGUCGCCUCCGAUGGGGAUCUUGUGAGGACAGACGACGUUGAUCUAACGACGGCCCGGCAGCUGGGAGAGUUGCAGAUCAAACCUGAGCGAGGCGUUUGGAGGACCGAUGGCAGUCUCCUGGUCAAUCUUUUAGAGGCGUCCGAGGUUGAGCGGGUAACCAAGAAGUACAUGAGAAAGAGGUUUAGACCGUUUGAUACCCCAUUCAAUCCCUUGGUCCCACGAACAUGUUUCCAAGCAGUGACUGCCGAUGGGACGAAUACGGUAAUUUUGAUUUCAGAGGAUGAUAUUGGUAUUAACAACCAACUCGUUGCGUUUGAGCCAAUGUCUGAUGUGGGGCCUUCUACAGGCAGAGCGAAAGGGGGUCGUCGUCAACAGGCUAUGGCCUACGAAGUUCAACCACCUUCCUAG